UGUGGGAAACACUAGAGGGCGCGGCAGUGACUGCUUAUCCUAGAGGCUGAUGGGUGAAUCCCCAUUAGUAGGAUUGGAUGAAUCAUGGCUGCUGCAGAUGGGGGUGGAGUUUUGUUUUGUUGACCCCCAGAGAAAGACUACGGGAUGCUUAGCAUAAGCAAUAUAAAAUAACUGCAGAUUUUAAUAUUAAAUAGCGCUUAUUUGCUGCCGUGGCAGGGAUGGAGUACAUCAGGACCCCGAAGGUUGAAAAUGUCCGUCUUAUUGAUCGAAUAACUUCUAGGAAGGCAACCAUUGGUACUUUGUAUCUCACAGCCACGCAUGUCAUUUUUGUGGAAAAUGCAUCCGAGGCUCGUAAGGAAACUUGGGUUUUGCACAGUCAAAUAAGCUCUGUUGAAAAGCAACCUACUACGGCUACUGGCUGCCCACUUCUUAUUCGCUGCAAGAACUACCAAUUGAUUCAGCUUAUAAUUCCUCAGGAAAGAGACAGCCAUGAUGUCUACAUUUCCUUGGUACGACUGUCACGGCCAGUCAGGUAUGAAGAGCUUUACUGUUUCUCAUUCAACCCAAAGCUGGACAAAGAAGAAAGAGAGGCAGGCUGGAAGCUGAUAGACCUCAGAGCAGAAUAUAGCCGCAUGGGUAUCCCGAACAGCCUGUGGCAAGUCACUGACGCAAAUCGAGACUACAGGGUAUGUGACACCUACCCGACAGAGCUUCACAUUCCCAAGUCAGCAAGUGUACCAGUCGUCGUAGGAAGCUCAAAGUUCAGGAGCAAAGGCCGCUUCCCAGUCCUCUCUUAUUACCACCAGGAUAACAAUGCCUCAAUAUGCAGAAGUAGCCAGCCUUUAUCAGGCUUCAGUGCUCGUUGCCUUGAAGAUGAACAGCUGCUGCAGGCCAUUAGGAAGGCAAACCCAGGAAGUGAUUUCCUAUAUGUGGUGGACACGAGGCCUAAACUGAAUGCAAUGGCAAACCGAGCAGCUGGUAAAGGCUAUGAAAAUGAAGAUAACUAUUCGAACAUCAAGUUCCAGUUCAUAGGUAUUGAGAAUAUUCACGUCAUGCGGAACAGCCUCCAGAAAAUGUUGGAAGUAUGUGAGCUUCGGUCCCCUUCGAUGAAUGAUUUUCAAUGGGGUCUUGAAAACUCUGGCUGGCUUAAACACAUCAAAUCCAUCUUAGAUGCAGGGAUUUUUAUUGCAAAGGCUGUGGCUGAAGAAGGGACCAGUGUCCUUGUUCACUGCUCUGAUGGUUGGGAUAGAACAGCCCAAGUGUGUUCUGUGGCAAGCCUUCUCCUGGAUCCUUAUUAUCGAACGCUCAAAGGGUUCAUGGUGCUAAUUGAAAAAGAUUGGGUUUCUUUUGGUCAUAAAUUUAAUCACAGGUAUUCUCAUUUAGAUGGUGAUCCAAAAGAAGUGUCUCCAGUUAUUGAUCAAUUCCUAGAGUGUACCUGGCAGCUGAUGGAACAAUUCCCAUGUGCAUUUGAGUUUAAUGAGCGGUUCCUACUUCAUGUUCAGCAUCAUGUGUACUCCUGCCAGUUUGGUAACUUUAUCUGUAACAAUCAAAAAGAAAGUAAAGAGAUGAGCAUUCAGGAGAAAACCUUUUCACUUUGGGCAAACUUGUGGAAAAACAGGGCAGACUACAUGAAUCCUCUUUACAGACCAGACCACAGCCAAACUCAAGGUGUACUGAGACCGGAUACCACACCUUAUAAUUUCAAGUUCUGGAGAGGUAUGUAUAAUCGCUUUGAAAAGGGAAUACACCCCCGUCAGUCCGUAACAGAUUUCCUCAUGGCUGUAAAGGAAGAAACACAGCAAUUGAUGGAUGAGAUGGAGAUGUUAGAGGAGAAAUUAGCCAAAUUUCAAAAAUUAGACUUAAAUAGUACCAAGAUGAAGACCAAACCUCAUGCCAGAUUGAAACACUUUGAACUUUCUAUCUCUGACAACUGCAUAGCCAAUACACCUCAAGACUACAGCGGAAAUUUGGAAUCCUUCUCUUCUCGCAGCCUUUCCCAGAUAUAUGAUGAAGACACUACCUUGAUGCUGAUCAAAGAAAACUUAAAGAUAUCAGAUCCUGACCUUUCAGCUAACAGUGACCAGGAAUCAGGAGUGGCAGACUUAAGCUGCAGGUCGCCAAAUGGUGGUGACUCCUUACCUAGUGAAGACAGUGGCAAAGAGCCAGAUUCUGAUGAAGCGACCUUCGUUGCUGCUUGACACAGUGACAGUGGACAUUGCUGAGCUGACUGCUGAUUGAGAAGCAUUCCAAAUAAAGGGGAGUUGUGCAAUUACAGUAUCUCAUGUCCAAAGGAGUAUAGUUACGUGCUGUUGUAUAACAAGAAGCAACUGUGGUGGAAUGAAUCACAGUAGCGAUUACCUUCCUUUAAGUUUCGGGAACAAGAAUGGUGGCAGAUUACAGCUUGUUAAGUCUGAAGUCGGUAUAUGACAGAGGGUUUUGUGUAAACCAGGACUGGAACAAUAGAAAGCUGUUUGUUUCCUCAAAAUAAGUUCUUUUUACUAAAUGUUUCUCCCCCCCCCCCCCCCCCAAUGAUAUAAACAUAAUUUCAAUAACAAAAUAAGAAACACGGUACCUUUGCUGUUAGCAUACAUCUCAAGGAUAAUUUAAGUCUGACAUAAUGAACAGAUUUGGUAAGGUUAUUUAUUUAUUUUCCUGAGUCAGAUUGUUGUGCAGCUGAUCCAAAUAGUAUGAUAAGUCUGAGAUCAUACUUGCUAACCUACAGAUGCAUGAUAUACAAAAAAGUAGUAGGAUAAUUGAACAAAAUAAGAAUUGUAUACAUUCUGUGUACUUGUUUGUAGACUGAAUCAUUCAUAUGUUUGCAUUUCUUCAUUUUUUAUUUCUUUUAUUUCCUUAAUGUACUGUCCCAAAUUAAUGAUGUUUACAUUUCCAGUUUUGUUAACUUACUAGGAGAGGUGAUGGUUCUCCCUUUGUAUAUCUUGUUGUAUUUUAUUCUGUUUUUGAUUGUAUUCAUUUUUGUACCUGUAUUGUGCAGAAUCUUUGGCUCAUUUGCUUGUAGAGGUCCAGUAGUUGGGUCAGUUGCGAUUUUUAUGUGGUUUCUGCAAAUGUGUACAGUUAUGAUAUAACCUAAAAAUUAAGUAGGAUUAACAGAGAUAACUUUCUGAUCUCAGGAAUCAUUCUGCAUAAUGGAAAUUGAGCCCCAGCAGUGGAAAAAUUGGGAAGUAUUAUGUUAGAGCAAAGGAUCUGGAAACACAAAGGAACAUUGGGCAUUGUCUGAGCAGAUUGCAGUUUUGUGCCUGUUCAGUUGCAUGUGAGAUAUUAAUGGAGACUGCUGCUUAUAAAUCUUUUUCUAUAUAUAUGUAUCACAACACCUUUGCACAUUAUUGUUGGGCAUCAUUUGUUUGUCUUUUUUUUGCUGUAGUAAGAUUGACUAGCUGCCUUCUGAAUCUUUCUUUGGGUGGACUCAGAUCCACUCAUGGCCAUACUGUUCUCCCCCUCCUGCAUGUAUUCAGUAUUGAUUCUCCCCACCUCCUCACCCCUGUGCUUUACGUUAAAGAAGAAAGGACUGCCAUAUUUGUAUAGACACAUGCACACCAGUACCAAAGUCCACAGAUGAGUGGAUGAACUUGAGGAUUAGGAUAAUGAUCCAGAUAUCUUACAACAUGCUUGUAGAGUUAACAUUUCUAUUUUUGUUCCUUCAUUUUAGUCUACCACUGUAUGCAGAUCAAGGCACUGUAAGCAUCCCUGAUCUUUUAAAGCCUCUACCAUGAGACAGUAGUUUGAAGGGACUCUGAGGGUGAGUGGGGAGUGGUCCUACAGUGGUCAGUUCUGUCUCUUCUUUGAACUUAGAAUGUCGGAGUGGCAGGAUACCAGAUAUGCUGCCUGAGCCCAGCAGUUCUUGUACCUUUGCCAUAGUCUUCCUCUUGUAGAGUGAUAAGUAAAUUUAUUAGCUGAGUUACUUGCUGUUUUACUUAUUUGUGUAGCAAACUCAAUAAGAGGGGCUCUGAGGAGAGCAAUGUUGAUAGCCCAGUUAGAAGGUGAAACCUGCACAUGCAAAUUUGUAAUUUCUGUUCUGUAUGUUUAAAUAAAUGCACUAAUUUGCAUUGCUGUCUGAGUCUAGGUCAGGUGCAUGUCAAAAACGGAUCACUUAAUUUCCAGAAGUUUAUGCACAUAGUAACAGAAAUGUUAGUCUUUGAUUCCGAACAUUUUCAAAACCAUCUUUGUAUAACUGCAGCCUUUUUCACUUUUUAACUCAUUUUGUAGACUAGUUAAGCAUAUGCUUAUGCUUUGGAAAUCUGUGUAUUUUACAAAAGUCGUGGAGUAUGAAUAAUAAAACUAUACCUGCUUUUUGUGCAAGUAUGUCAGCAGGGAUUGUCCUCCUCCCCUUCUCUCCAAAUGUUAGUGUUCACAGCUCUCACUAACCUUCCUCGCCAUGUUUGCAUGGCAUAGUCCACUCACUCGAUGUAAAAUUUAAAGUAGCCAUGGCAAAGAACUGUGGGGGGAAGAAAUUGGUUGGUAGUAUCUCUGAUAUUAAUAAAUGCAUAAAGCAGCAAGGUAACAGUUCUAGAAAAA
Protopterus annectens (West African lungfish) is the source of this 4530-nucleotide messenger RNA. RefSeq names its product myotubularin related protein 7 (gene MTMR7). NCBI's taxonomy places the organism in Eukaryota, Metazoa, Chordata, Ceratodontiformes, Protopteridae. The record is from RefSeq and is a predicted model, not a curated record. Gene Ontology annotation, molecular function: phosphatidylinositol phosphate phosphatase activity. Bases 219 to 2198 code for a protein of 659 amino acids. Gene Ontology annotation, biological process: phosphatidylinositol dephosphorylation. The transcript has 14 exons.